Molecule: messenger RNA, 1072 nt
Organism: Paramuricea clavata
Lineage: Eukaryota; Metazoa; Cnidaria; Anthozoa; Malacalcyonacea; Plexauridae
Source: the annotation of a GenBank genome assembly
AUGGCUAUGGACCCAGGUGGUCAUAAGACGGAUGAAGUACGAUCGAAAGUCUGCGAAAAAGACUUAGAAGAGAACAUCUCGAAGGGAAAGAACAGCGAACAAUUAUUCGAAGACGAAGGUAAUAUUGAUAAGUCCAUUGUAAUCAAUACAGAAGACGAUACGGGGAGUACUCGAAGCGUAGAUGCAGAAGAACAACAGGCACGAAUAUGCACAAGAAAGGGCGUACAAGUAAACUUAGAAAAUGCACGAAAAAAGACGAAAAAGUCAGGUAUGGCUGUAGAAUCUCGUAUAAAUCGUAUAGAUGAAUUACUUAGAGAACAGUGUUGUGAUAUUGUGAAGCUCACUGCUAGUAAAGAUGGUCUACAAAUGGAUAUGGAUGACUUUAAGCGAUUUAAUGAAGAGUUAUCGGAUUUGUUAUUAUUGUCUUUGAGUGAUUAUAAUUCUAACAUUGAGGAUCAAGUGUAUUUUGAGGGUAUUCGUGAGAAGUACUUAGAGUGCUGUGCUGAUGUUAAAACUAGAAUAGGUGAUUUAACACAAGAGAGAUUGGAGAUGCUUUCGCAGAAAAUUUCGAACAGUGUUAAGAGUCGAAUGUCGAGAUUAUCAAGGGCUUCAUCUGUGUCGUCUAAACAAGCCGCUGCGAAUGCUGCAGCAUUAAAGGAGAAAAUGCUCAGUCUUAAAAGGAAACAAAAUAUCGAAAGACAGCAAGAAGAGCUUAAACAUCAUCAAAGAGAACUAGAAUGGCAAGUGGAACAAGAACAAUUACAAGGUGAGAUCAAUGCUGCAGAAGUUUUACAUCAAGCACUUUUGGGAGAUACCAUGUUGCAAAGUAGUAAUACCCAACCUACAUCUAACACUUUGCAUGAAAAUACCACUGAAAUGAGUCAAUUGCCAACUAUUGCCAAGGAUAUGAACACUGGGACAUCCAGUGACAUGACAAAUGCCCUAAAUCCCACUGCACCCCUAAAUCCCACUACACCCCCAAGUCCCACUACACCCUCGAAUCCUAUUACAACCCCAAAUCCCACUACACCUUCAACUCCUACUACACCCUUAAAUCCCACUACACCCCCAA